CUUAUAGUUGCUCAAUAUGUGAGAGGGCUUGUCAGUUUUGUAGGGCCCGGAAGACUUGAUUUUUAUCAUGCAUGUUACUGAAGUGACCUCCCGCUAGAUAUUGCGCUUAAUGCAAGUCCAGUUCAUUCGGUCACUAAGCAAGUAAUCAUUGCACUAAUUUAAUACUACGGUGUAAAUCGCCCUCAAACCAUGGGCAUGCAGGAAUAUUCCAGCGGCUACCACCAUUGAUAGCAUAUGACUGUAAUAGUGUCUUUCCUCCUUCUCUCGUGAAUGCAAAAGGUUGCUUUCGGCAGAUUGCUUUUUGCCCAUUUGUACCCGACCAUGAUCUUCCUGGCUCGAUUUGCAAAUCUCCGGAGCUCGGGGAGCAAGAUAUUUGGCGCAUUGACCCAGUCUUUUUGCGCAGUGCAUCAGAGCCCUGGAGACAGGCUGGAGGACAGGAGGCUGCGGGUGCUGGUGGACAUGGACGGGGUGCUGGCUGAUUUCGAAGGUGGAUUCCUGCAGAAGUUCAGGGACACGUAUCCCAAAGAUCCCUUCAUAGAGCUGCAAGAUCGCAGAGGUUUCUGGGUUUCGGCACAGUAUGGAGAACUGCACCCUGAUCUCUGUGUAAGUCAAAGGCGACAACUGGAGGAAAUUAGUAAGGAGAAAGCAAUAAGUAUAUGGGAGUCAAAGAACUUCUUCAUUGAACUUGAACCUAUUCCUGGUGCAGUGGAAGCUGUGAAAGAGAUGGCGAACUUGAAAGACACAGAUGUGUUCAUUUGCACCAGUCCAAUAAAGAAGUACAAUUACUGCCCUUAUGAAAAAUAUGCCUGGGUAGAGAAACAUUUCGGGAAAGAGUUUCUGGAACUGAUCGUACUAACACGGGACAAAACACUAGUAACAGGCAAUUUGCUGAUAGAUGACAAACCAGAUAUAUCAGGCGUGGAGCCCUAUCCUAAGUGGGAGCACAUACUUUUCUCAGCCUGUCACAAUAUGCAUGAGCAACUGAGACCCCCAAAAAGGCGGCUGCAUUCUUGGGCCGAUGAUUGGAAACUACUACUGGACAGCAAACGGCAGUGACAACCUGAAUAGAGCCUUAAAUGUUUCAGUAACCAUGGAACAAUGAAAAGUGAUUGCCUGACGUGGAACUCAAUGAGUAGCACCUGAAAUUAAUUGAUAAUUGGAGGUUAUUUUGCGUGCAAAUAACUUAUCGCCUUGUGUGAAGGAUCCUGUUUUCCUGUAUUUUCAGUUGUUUAGGUACUUUUCAAUCAAUGGUACAUUAUUUAGGAGAUGAUACAGGUUUGGUUAGGAUUCAAUAGCACCAAUUUUCCCUCCCCCAUUCAGACACUGUGCAGUACAUUGUAGUUGUCAAAGUUGCAGAGAAUCUAACAGAAUCUUUAGCUGCUGUUCUGUGGCAUUUAAUAUAUUGCUGGGCAGAGCUUAAAACAGAUCCAGAAAUAUUUGACAAAAGACACAUCAUCAAAUAACGGAGACCACCACCCCCACCGCCCCCCA
Messenger RNA from Carcharodon carcharias (great white shark), 1491 nucleotides. RefSeq names its product 5'(3')-deoxyribonucleotidase, mitochondrial-like. Gene Ontology annotation, biological process: pyrimidine deoxyribonucleotide catabolic process. Gene Ontology annotation, molecular function: 5'-nucleotidase activity. The transcript is spliced from 5 exons. Lineage: Eukaryota; Metazoa; Chordata; Chondrichthyes; Lamniformes; Lamnidae. The record is from RefSeq and is a predicted model, not a curated record. Bases 271 to 1056 code for a protein of 261 amino acids.